Messenger RNA from Vicia villosa (hairy vetch), 1688 nucleotides. RefSeq names its product F-box/kelch-repeat protein At3g23880-like. Gene Ontology annotation, molecular function: protein binding. The coding region runs from base 10 to 1281 and encodes 423 amino acids. The record is from RefSeq and is a predicted model, not a curated record. The transcript is spliced from 2 exons. Lineage: Eukaryota; Viridiplantae; Streptophyta; Magnoliopsida; Fabales; Fabaceae.
UAUACAGUUAUGUCUUCAUCAUCUCCCCUGUUCAUCUCUAACGAUCUGAUUGCUGAGGUAUUAUCUCUUCUUAAAGUGAAAUCUGUUGUUCGAUUCAGAUGUGUUAGCAAGAAUUGGGAUACUCUCAUUUCCGAUCCCAGUUUUGUGAAAUUGCAUCUCAAGAAAUCAGCAAAACUAAAUCCUCACUUCUUACUCAUCACUGAACAUAGAACAUUUAUCCCAGGUGAGUCCCCCUAUGAAUGUGAGUAUGAAUGCUGUGUCAUUCCCUACUCUAUAAGCAGCCUACUCGAGAAUCCCUCGUUCGACCUUUCCGUCGACUCUUACGACAUGGUGCAACACAAAGAGUGCUCUAAAACGAUUGGUUCCUGCAAUGGGUUGGUCUGUUUAAUUGGUGAAUCUAACAUCCGUGAGUAUAAAGAGUACUGGUUCCGGUUAUGGAACCCAGCCACCAGGACGACAUCGCCAAAAUUUGGAUUCUUACGCUACCCUGCUAAUGACCAUUUCGAUUUUACCUUUGGUUAUGACAAAUCUACAGGCAAUUAUAAGAUAUUUGCCUCACCCUCACGUUACGUUUUUCGUAAAAGGAGAAGCGAGGUCAAAAUUCUAUGUUUGGGUGAUGAUGUUUGGAGAGAUAUUCAAACUUUCCCUGUUGAGCCCUUGUACUAUUCUCACACUGGGGUGUCUUUCAAAGGCACUUUUAACUGGUUGGCCAUUCGUAAUACAACUUUCUAUAACUGUAAUAGUUAUAAGGAUCUUACUGUUGAUCAAUUUUUGAUUGUUUCGCUUGAAUUGAGGACAGAGACAUACAAUCAGUACUUAUUACCUCCUGAAUUCGAUGAAGUUCCACCUAGACCUCCAGUUAUUUGUGUGUUGGGGGACUGUCUUUCUUUUUCUUAUUGUUCUAAAGAAACCCAUUUUAUUAUAUGGCAGAUGAAGAAAUUUGGGGUUCAAGAUUCUUGGUCUCAAUUUCUUAAAAUUGGUUAUCACAAUCUUCAAAUUGAAUAUGACUAUAGUGACGAAUAUUUAAAGUUUUAUUUUGAAUUGGUUCCAUUGUUUCUUUCUAAGGAUGGUGAUACACUUGUACUUACAGAAAGUCCACAAUACAAAGAAUUUCUCUAUAAUUGGAGGAAUGAUCAAGUAGUGCGAACAAAAAUUACUGCAAGUAAAACAACUACUACUACUACCGGUGAAACUUCGAAUUUGGUCUUAUGCUCAGCCAAUGGCUAUUUUGAAAGCUUAGUUUCAGUUUUUGGAGUAAUUAGGAGAAUCGCCAAGACCUAAUACAAUGUGGAAACUAAGAGCUUAGAAGAACAGCAGUGUCUAGUGAGGAUGAAUUCAGAGGAACAUGGUUUGAAUUAGUUUGGAUUUUAGAAUGAAAUUUGUCCAGGUGUUUUGGAACAUGAUUUUUUCAUGUACUUAGUUAUAAACCUCUUUUAUUUUUAACUAUGUUGAUUUGGAUAGGGAAAUUACAUUCAUUUGUUAUGUAUUUGUUGGAUUUUCAUCUUGCUUUUUAUAUUCAAAAAUUUCAGUUAAGGGCUGAAGCUGUUAGGUGAAUUCGGUUGUUUAUGUUUGAAUUAGUUGGGAGAGACUACAUAAUGUUGGCUUUUCUAUUUCAGCAACAAUUUGUCUUUCUUGUAACCAACUUUGAAGGCAUUUAUUCUUAGAGAAUUGUGAUAAUAAGUGUAACA